ACAGUUAGUCAUGAUGUCGGGCUGUGUCAGAAUGACUAAAGCAAAUAGUCCAUGAUUGCGUAUGUCUGGGACAAACUUUGUUUUCCUGUUCCUGUAGGUUAGUGUCGGUCAUCAAUCUGUAGCUGGGAUUUGUUGAUUUCCUCCAUCUCAAGCCUCUAAUUAAUCUUGAAGGAAUAUGUUUACUUCCAUGAGAGCAGGACUCCUCUGGUUUUUCCUUCCACUAUGGCUGACGUAGUGCGCAUCCUGUUGUUGUAAACUUGCAGCAACCAGCCGGCAACCUCAGCCUCCGGGCCCUGUUUCCUUUACCCACUGGGCACAAGAGUAACCAUCCUGCCAGGAAAGCCCAUCUUUCACUCACAUAUCAUCUUGCCACAGAUUACGUCUUUUAGAGCACUCAAAACACACUUUAUCUUUACAGUACACUGUGUAUGACAGUUGAAAGUAGGCCAUCUAAGUUGAAAACAAACAGAUCUGAUUUGCUAGAAUAAAAUCUAAAUGUUGGCUGUCAUGCCCUACUGAAGAUUGUUUUCAGUUGCAGCUGAUCUGAUGUAGCUUGGUGAGAUUUUUAUUUUCAACAGACACCUUUUAAUAAUAUACUGAGGAUAUCCAACCUCUUCAGACUGCAUACCUGAAUCGACUCAACCAUGAAAAUAACUCCAUCUUCUGGCAUGAGACACAAACUGCAUUUUAAUACUGUUUGCACAGUAUGUAAUACUCUUUCAUUUACUUGAUGGAAGGAUUUUGAUCAAUAAGUAGACAGACAUUUUAAGCUGUGGUGCUCUUUACGUGACCAUCCAUAGAUCCAUUGCGGUCACGCAACAGCUAAACAAGCGUGAUAAAAAUAAAAUCUUAAUGUUUCUUUCCAUUAGAUAAGUGAUGAGAGUGAAAGAGUGUGUCAAAACUGGACACAGGAAGAGUGAAAUGUGCAGCACAUGCCUGCAUGUUAGAGUGUCAACACUGAGAGAUAUAAGCUUAAGAGUCCAUUAGUGGAUUAUAACCAUAACCACUCCAUGGCUCCUGCAUCUCUUGGAUUAAUCGGAGAGAGAGAGAGAGAGGGAGAGGGUGAGAUAGAGUGAUACAGAGAUAUGCUGAGGUAACUGGAAAGCAAGAGAACUGAGCAAAUUCAAAGGUGGAGAGUAGUUUACUGUGCAUAUGUGGGCUGAGACACACUGGGGAGUGAGCUGAAGUCAAGUUGAAGCUGUGACAGCACUUUGGGUUGGUGAUUUUGACACACCUACCGUAUAUCACCUGAAGAAUAAGUGAAUUGCACAAGGAAGCAUGGAAGUGGACCUGCAGGGGAUUAUCCAGUGCAUGAAGCUGGGGGAUGAGACCGGUGUACAGACACAUCUGCAGGAGUUCAACAAAGAGUUUGCCCAGUGCUUCUUCUUUGAUGCAGAAGAGAAAGACCGAAGGAAACAAAGAAAGCUAGAAGAGUUUAAGAAGAACAAAGUGAGGGACUACACUGAUUCGGACUCUGACUGUGAUGAGUACGACCAGGAGGAUCGAGGCCUCAUCCUCAGACAGAAUUUAGCUGUUGUCCUCUUGAGGUUCAUGAGAUCAGGACUUAAAGGUCGUCUGUUGAGAGUAUCUCUACGCACCCUGAGGAUCCUUUCCAGGGACAAAAAGGUCCUGGGCCCCAUGGUGACCGACAGCGCUCUCCUGACUGUCGCCAAACUAGCCGGGCUGACUACAUGCGAUGCAAGCGACGAAGCCAGCAUCCCCGACUCUGAUUUCUACGAUAACAUCAUCGUUUCCCUCACUGAAGCGAAAGUGUUUCAGUGUCGCAGUGAUGAGGACGAAGGCGAUGUUGAAGCGAGCAACCAAAAUGAAGAGUGUCCUGCCUUCGAUGAGGACGCCAAGAGUGAUGUCAGCAAUGCCACCAGUGGAGAUCUGGACUGCAUCAGCUGGGUCGGGAGCCACAGGCCGAGCAUCGUCGAAAUGCACAGAGGCAGUACUCAUCAGAAGGCACUGGAGCAAGGGAGGAGGGAUCGCAGAGAGAGCCAGGAGGAAGAGGAAGAGGAGGAGGAGGGCAGUUCAGGAGAGGAGACACAGAGAAAAGAGGCCAUGAAGGUGUUGUGUAAUGUGGUGUACAACAGCACCUGGGCACAGGAGAAGUUCAGUGCUCUCAGGCUCAUGUGUGGUCUCAUAGAGUGUCUAUCCACCAGUAUCAGUUGCUCAUCUCCCUCCAGUGUCCAGUUCUAUGAACUACGCCUCAUGUUCCUCAUUACUGCACUACGGCCAGAGCUCAGGACUCAGCUCCACCAGGAGGGAGGUGUGUCCAUCCUCACUGCAGCCCUGGAGAGCUGCCUGGAGGUUGAGUGGAAGGAGCAGUAUGAGUGUGUGCUGGGCCCAGGAACGCCACCCAUCUCACUGGAAGCCUCUCAGCGUGUCAUAGAGAUCCUCAAAAUCCUCUUCAACGUCACCUACAGCACCCACAGGCAGGAGCCAAGUGAGGAUGAUGCUGCUCUUUACCGACACCUGGUGGCACUGCUGCGUGUCUGCCUGAUGAGGAAGUGUACUCUGUCAGAGGACACUGACGAGCUGCAAGGUCACACAGUCAACCUGUUGUCAGCGCUGCCUCUCCAGUGUCUCGACGUGCUCCUCGUGGUGCCUCUGCAGCCAGGCUCGGAGCAGUGCCAUGGGGUUAACAUGGACUGUGUCCACACCCUCGUACAGUUCAUGGAGAGGCGUCUGGAGUCGGGCGAUAAGAUCAAAGAGAAGGUGACACCAAUCCUCAAUCUGCUGACGGAGAGCUGCAGGGCUCACAGAGAAACACGCCAUUACAUCAGGAAACAUAUCCUGCCUCCUCUGAGAGACGUGUCACAAAGGCCAGAGGAAGGCUCCACAGUGAAGAGUCGCCUGAUCCGUCUCAUGACUCAUCUGGAUACAGAUGUCAAACACUGCGCCGCCGACCUCAUCUUUGUCCUCUGCAAGGAAAAUGUGAGUCGUUUUGUCAAGUACACGGGCUACGGCAACGCAGCGGGCCUGCUGGCCACCAGGGGCCUGCUGGGCGGACAGGGUCCCAGGACCACCAGCUCUGAUGGCCAGUACUCCAGCGACUCUGAUUCGGACACUGAGGAGUACCGGCAGGUCAAAGAUCGCAUCAACCCGGUGACGGGGCGGGUGGAGGAAGAGCAGCCGGACCCCAUGGAGGGCAUGACAGAGGACGAGAAGGAGGAGGAGGCCAAGAGGCUGAUCAUGCUCUUCAACAAGCUGUCCACAGGAAACAUCAUCCAGCCGAUGGGAGUGGAUUCAGAGGGAAAGCUGGUCCCAAUGUCAGGACUGAGACAAAAUUCUCUCACUGAGGAGAGGGAGUCUGGAUCAGAGAAUGACGGAGACACCGAGGAAGGAGAGAAGAACUGAAACAUCACAAAUUCAUUCAUUCAAUUGUUUUUUCUUCUAUAAACAUCUGAUAUCUAAAGUGCAUAAAAUAUGACAUGAAAGCAAAGUGAUGGAAGUCUCACCCACACCCAGACAGAAAGGAUAUAAAAAGCAUCUUUUUAUUUAUAAAAACAGAGUAAGGUCACUUUAGUUUGAGUUAAGAAUGAAUUUCUGAAUUGAUAGUAGAUCAUAGAAUUAUAUCAUUCAAUAAUUUAAUAUUAUGUCUUGUAAUGGUAUUGUUUGUACUGAUAUGAUGUAUUUCGAUGUGUAAUUUCAGUCAUUCUUCAGUGCUUCAGAGUGAAUUCAGACUGUAUUUAAAUAUUGGUUAGCCAUGUCCUCUAAAAAACGUGAUGAAAUAAAAAUCUAUACAGCAUAUUUAUUCUA
This is a messenger RNA of Larimichthys crocea (large yellow croaker), 3765 nucleotides long. RefSeq names its product synembryn-A. Gene Ontology annotation, cellular component: plasma membrane; cytoplasm. Lineage: Eukaryota; Metazoa; Chordata; Actinopteri; Sciaenidae. Gene Ontology annotation, biological process: G protein-coupled receptor signaling pathway. Gene Ontology annotation, molecular function: G-protein alpha-subunit binding; guanyl-nucleotide exchange factor activity. Bases 1279 to 3363 code for a protein of 694 amino acids. The transcript has 14 exons. The record is from RefSeq and is a predicted model, not a curated record.